UUAUUUGAAACAGCUCUUACCCUCUCUCUCUUCUCCUUGCGACACAUUUGCAAGAUGGAGUUAUCAGUAUCAGCUGAUUUUUGAUCAUGACCUUUUUUAUCAGUUUUGCCAAGUUACCCAAUCCAAUUGCCAUUAGAUAUCUUGAGAUUUUGUGAUAUUCAAACACUCUGAUACGAUUUUACUCUUGGUCUCUCCAUUUAGUUUCAUUCAUUUUGUAUGUAUCGAGCACUAAAAUCAUUUACAAAAAAGUUGUGUGAUUGAAGCCAUAAGUUUUUACUCUGAUAAUUCCAUCUACGCACACAUGGAUAAUGACUAACAAGUUGUUCCAGGAAGAAGGUGUUGGCACAUGACUAAAUUAUUGUAAUCUGUUGAUGUAUUCGCAAUUUUUAUUGUAGUAAUCUUCAAUCUGACGAUAACGAAAAAACCAAAAAUAAAAAGGAAAUAAAUACUUAAUUGUGCGUACAGUAAGGAUUACUCUGAUUGCAAUAAACUAAUUAAAAGAAAACAUGGAUAGUUUUCUGCAGCUCAUGUGUUUUGUGCCAAUUUCGUCAAAUGUCAAAUAGUUAUUUAGCUUUAAAUGUUUGCAAAAUCAAGAUUCUUUCCAUCAUUGCAUAAUGGGGGCCAAGGAUUCAAAACCCUGUUGUAUAUCUUAUGAGGAAGCAGUUAAAAGAGUCAGUGAAGCUGAAUUGAAACGUCUGAAAGAAGCUUUUAAAAGAAUUGCACCUCUCAAUGGGUUUAUCUCUAAGCAACUAUUUGUAAAAGAUGUCCUUGGAGAAAAUGUUCCACCAGUUGUGGCGGAGCAUAUAUAUGCUGCCUGUGGUGGCACUGCCAGAGGGAUCGCUUUCAAAGAGCUUGUAUGUGGAUUGGUUUUGCUCACGCGUGGAAGUGAUGAAGAGAAGUACAAAUUUCUAUUCGGACUGUAUUCCAACGAAAACGGCAGCUACAUUUCUGGAGAAGAAUUUCAUCGGACCUUGAACACAUUAGAGGCAGAUAAAGUUCCUGAUUACAUUAACACGCUUUGCAAUGAGCAUGGCCGGAUAUCAUACGAAGAGUUUCGAGAGUGGCUGAAAGAACAUCCAGAUGCUUUUUCCUUAAGUCGUUGGCUUUUAUCAGAACCGUGCACAGUAUCUCUGAGCAAUGAACAAAAAACGCCUACGUUUUACCAGACUCUGGCUGGAGUCACUCACUUGGAAGAAAGUGAUAUCAUGGAGUUGGAGAAAAGGUAUUGGAAUUUUAAAGCCAAGUCCAACAGUGGUCGUCUUGACCUAACCACCCUUCUGCCAUUGAUCAGUCCACCUGUACCUUUGUCAGUUUGUCCUGGCAUAUUUGCUGCUUUUGAUGAGAACCGAGACAACCAUAUUGAUUUUAAAGAAAUGGCGUGUGGAAUAUCUGCAGCUUGUCGGGGACCUUUGACGGAAAGACUAAAAUUUUGCUUCAAAGUCUUUGACUCUGACAGAGAUGGUGUUCUGUGCAAGGCUGAAAUCGAGCAUAUGAUUAACGUUCUGUUGUUCAUCCGCUCCGAGAACCAAUCAGAGGACGAAAGAGAAAAAUAUCCACACUCAUCGCCAUCCACCAAAAAUGAUGUUGACUCAAUUUUGGCAGAUAUAAACCAGUUCUCAUCCAUACAGGAUUGCCUUACAAUGGAAGAAUAUUUAAUGUGGACUAUCGACAAUUCUCUUCCGCUGGAUUUUCUUAAUCUAAUUUUUCAAGUAUGCCAUAUAGUAUUGGGCCUCAGGCCGAUGACUAGGAAAGAGGAAGGAGAAGUUGUUUUAGGAUGGGCGAAUCGAGAAGAGCGUAGAGGGUAUAUUCCUGGUCAAUUUUGGUUCCUUAUUGAUAUUGUCUGGUGGAAGCUGUGGAAUGAUUUCAUUUCUCCAAAUUCAGUGGUUAAUGGAAACGUUGAGUCAUUAGAAGACGUGCCAAAUACCAAAGUCAAUACACUGAAAAGAGCAACCUCAAAACUUGGGUCAACGGGCAAACUAUUCCAAUUGGGUCAAAGUUCUCUUGUGGAAAAUUCUGUUGCUCUUGAUAAUAAGGCAUCGGUGGUUGGAACAGGAAUCACGCUGAACCUUUGGAGUCAAACUCAACCUGUAAAUGAUAAAGUUAGUUCAACCAUAGAAACUAGCAGUCCAAGGCAAUCUCCAGUACCUGGAAGACGAGGAGUCAUGCCACGACCCGGACCCAUUGAUAAUAGUAAUUUAGUAGCUGCACCCACUUACAAAGUGCCUUCUUUGACUGCUGAAGGAGGGAAACUAAAGCGCCAUCUGUUAACCCGAGGCCGAGAUUUUGAAUUAGUCCCAGAAUCUCUGUGGACAGCACUCUCAGAUUGGUAUGGAGGAGCUCCGCGUUUACCUCGGCAGGUUAUUCUUCCCAAGGGAGCCUCUCAACCAGACCUGGAGCUCUACCCCGUAACCUUACGGCUUUUGAGGCAUUCAACGCAGCCAGUUGCCCCACAAACUUCUUGGUCUGUUUCUACAACUGGUUUGGCCUAUGUACCCCAUUUACCUGGUGUAUCUUUGAAAAAACAGCUCUCCUACACAGCUGCAUUCAGUAAAUUGGCCACUGUGAAGCACGUUUAUGAUUUUCUUUGUUCGAAACUACGCUUCAGAGCAGAAGACAUGAGGCUUUGGCAUUAUUUUGACGAGGCAAACAUGGUCCUGAUUGAGGAUGAAGACGCAACUCUGGAAGAGCUGGGAGUUUGCGAUGAUGAUCAAAUCCUGAUUGAGUUGCAGAACAAAGAUUUAACAUGGCCUGAAGAAAUGGAGUCUCUAGCUCUAACCAGUGCUAAUGAUCGCCAUCGACAAGUGCCAACUGAAAAAGGUGCGACAGGUUUAAACAACUUGGGAAAUACAUGUUUCAUGAAUGCUGCUCUCCAGUGUGUUAGCAAUACGCAAGUUCUCACCCAAUAUUUUACUUCAAACAUGCACCUCUACGAGCUUAACAGAACAAACCCCCUUGGAAUGAAAGGUCACAUCGCGAAACGGUACGGUGACCUUAUACAUGAAAUUUGGAGUGGCACUGCUAAAACUAUUGCUCCUCUAAAGUUAAGAUGGACAAUCGGAAAAUACGCUCCAAGAUUCAAUGGUUUCCAACAGCAUGACUCCCAAGAACUCUUAGCAUUUCUGCUGGAUGGGCUUCAUGAAGAUUUAAAUAGAGUGCAUGAUAAACCGUACGUCGAAUUGAAAGAUAGCAAUGGGAGAUCUGAUGUUAUCGUUGCACAAGAGGCAUGGGAAAACCACAUUUUGCGGAACAAAUCAAUAAUAGUGGACUUGUUUCAUGGUCAACUCAAGUCAAAAGUCACCUGUAAAAAGUGCCAGCAUGAAUCUGUACGAUUUGAUCCUUUUAACUAUUUGUCUUUGCCUUUACCCAUGGAGUCUUACACUCAUCUGCAAGUUAUUGUUGUUAGGUUGGAUGGCAGUGUACCGGUGAAAUAUGGCCUAAGGAUUAACGUUGACGAAAAGUAUUCAGAUGUGAAAAAUCAAUUAUCAGCAUUGUGUGGUAUUGCAGCUAACCAUUUGAAACUAGUUGAAAUUCAAAAUGCUCAAAUAAAAAGCUCAUUAUCUGAUGAUCAAAAGAUUAAAACGUCGGGGAGUGGCAGUGGAAUGGCAACGACUCCUUUGUAUGCGUACGAAAUACCCUCAUCUUGUUGCAGUGUAGGCGGUCCUGGAUCUCUAUCUGGUGAUGAAGAACGGUUGUCCAUUAACUCCUUGAAGUCAGUUCAUCAGCGUGAUGCUGCACACACAUUUACAGCAAUACAACGAUCUGUUAGGCCUUUACUACCACAGUCAAGUUCAUGCAAUGAACAGGUUAAUGGUGGAGAAGAGUCAAAUGGAAAUGGUGAUCAAAUUAGCCGGAUUCCAGAGGUCGCACCGCAAGGUGAUAUUUCUGCAACUUUAGAGGAAGAACCAACCUUGCAUCCAACCGUUGACAGUGGAAAUUGUAGUGCUAGCUCCACAAGCCUAGCCGACAGCACUGAUACAAAUGCUUCACAUAACCUGGGAUAUCUCACUGCUUUUCAUCGGAAAUCAACCCUCCAAGAUGUUUAUUUUGUUUCGUGGCAAAAAUGUAAACCGAGUUUAUUUGGCCUUCCCGUGAUCGUUCCUUGCACUGACACAACAACUCAUCAGGAUCUAUAUCAAUCUGUGUGGCUGCAAGUUGCUCGCCUUGUCUCGCCACUACCUCCCACCAAUGAAUUUACAACACCUAAUCAUGCAAUGGAUUGCGAUGAUAGCCUAGGCUAUGAAUUUCCAUUUAUUUUGAAAGCUGUCAGUCGAGAUGGUUUACAGUGUGCUUGGUGUCCAUGGUACAGGUUUUGUAGAGGUUGUCGACUUCAAUGCUGUGAUACAGAAUUCAAUUUUGCCUGCUCUUAUCUAGCUAUUGAUUGGGAUCCAACGGCUCUUCAUUUACGAUAUCAAACGAUGCAAGAAAGAGUUUUGGAAGAACACGAGUGCUACGCUGCAUCAAAACAACUUCACUCAGAACCCAUCAAUUUAGAUUAUUGUCUAGCUAUGUUUACGAAAGAAGAAAUUCUAGGAGAGGAUGAAAAAGUCUAUUGCACCAAGUGCAAACAGCAUCAGUUAGCAUCUAAGAAACUUCAGAUUUGGAGGUUACCCCCAAUUUUGAUUGUUCAUCUGAAAAGAUUUCAGUUUGUGAAUGGGAAGUGGGUCAAAUCACAAAAAGUUGUCAACUUUCCAUUCCGAGAUUUUGAGCCGACGGAAUACUUAGCAUCCGUCCCAAAGCAAACUGUGAUGCGUCAUAAAGAGUUGCUAAAAUCCAAAAAUUCAAUAGGUGAGCCAAAGCAGAAUAACAAUAGUUGGAAAACCCAUGAAAGUAUUGUAGAAGAUUCAAGGUCAGACUCUGUGUUAGAAAAUUCAUCCUCAUGUGACAGUUUUAACAGCAACGAGGAAUCAAAAAAUUUUAAGGGAGCAGGCGAACGAAGGGAAAGAUUGGAGUCAACGUCCCUGGAGAAAACUCCAGUUGACGACUUUGCUUUACAAGAUUUCCAUCAACAUCGGUUAGAAGAUAAAGCCGAUCCGUUCGAUCUUCGGUAUCAUCUGUAUGCCAUUGUGAGCCAUUCCGGUAUUCUUGGAGGAGGUCAUUAUGUAUCAUAUGCUUGCAAUCCGAAUGGAAAGUGGUAUUGUUACAACGAUAGCAGUUGUAAGGAGAUUGCGGGUGAUAUUGAUACAAGUUCAGCUUACAUGCUGUUUUACGAGAGGGAAGGUUUGUCUCACAGCAGAUAUCUGCCGAACGUUAGUGGUCUGCCUCAGCCAGACAUCAAAGAUUUAGAUGAUGAUAUUGACUCGGACCUGAAAAAACUCUGCACUAUCAUGUGAGAAAUAAACACAAGAUUUAAGAUACCUUGCCUGCGCCUCCAAAUUGGUGCUGUGAUCAAUCAGCAUUUUAUCCCUUAAUUUUCCUAAUCAGUAGAUCGUUUUUCCCUGUUUAAAAUAUAAUUUCCCUUUUAUUUUGUUCUGUUUAUUUUGUCAGCGGUUUUGUAGUCAUGUCAUUAACAACAAAACCCAGAAGUUUGACAAAUUUCCUGCAUACAAUUUUCCAGUCUGCUGUCAGCAGAAUUAAUUUAAAUUCAGAUUAAUAUUUUAUUUGUUAUUUUAUACUCUAGUAAGCAUGUAUUUGAGUCAUAAAUUCUCGGAACAAGAGAAAAAUCGCCCUCAGCGAAAUCUGUUUGCUGAAGUUAAGUUUUCGUCCAUAAUUUGUUUGUAUCCUUCCAAUGAAAUGUUGUAUUAUUAUUAUCAGACAAUUUGAGGUUGUCAUCAAAAACUGAAAGUUAUCAUCCUUAAAAUUGCCAGUAUUGGCUUCACCUCUGCCAGGGCUCUUUCAAACUCCUUCCAAUUUUUUCUAUUGCAGUAAUAACAAAGUAUCACAUUGUGUUUUUUAAAAAAAAAAAUUCUCAGUGAAUUUUGUCAGCUAAGAGUUUAGCAAAAAAAUAAUAAGAUCAAUCGAUGGCUUUUGCUGCCCAAAAGCCAAGUUUCUACAUCUAAUUUUAAUGGAGAUGUAGCUCAUUGAAAAACAUGGCGUAUGACAUCAUCCAUCAUGGUAUUGCAUAUUAUGGUUUCUUCCACCUUUGUUUCAACAAUUAGUGAUGCACAUAUUUGCACUGGUUGUUAGACGUUAAACACAAAUGAAACCAAAGUGGAAGAAACCAUUGGAUGCUUUACUACGGUGGAUGACAUUAUACAAGUUUUUUGAUGAAUAAUAUCUCCAUAAAUGACGGACGUAAAAAUUUGGCGUUUGGAAUUACACAUCAAAUUAAUUUUUGCUAAUCCACAAGCUUGAAAAAUCAAAACACGUUUCUGUGGUUAGCGCAAUUGACCCAUUGUUAAAACCUCAACCUUGGUGAAGAGCUAUUGAAAUUCCCUGGUAUAGCACUGAAAGGUAAAAAAGUUAUUAUGCUUUAUUAUAAUCAUACUGCAAAUACAUACCUGCUUAGCACUUGAAAUCUUGCAACAAGCCGUUAUCGUAGUUAACAGGAACAAAAGUCGGAAAUUCAAAGUUUCCUAUAAUAAUUUACCAUAAUUUGUUUAAAAUUUCUGCACUGAAACCGGUUUUUUAAAUUAUUACUUUCCGGUAACAAGUUCUUUGUUUCUUCUUAUUUUUUGUAAUUUGUCCUUUGGGUCCCAAUUUCUUAUCUAGCUUUGUUUUUCCUUCUUUCUUUUUUUCUUGCACCAAGUAUGAUAAAACAUGUGUCAAACUGAGUCUUACAAGAUUUUAGAUGUCCCUAGAUCCAAAUCUAAGCAAAUAUUUUUGUAAUCAUUUGUUUUUAAUAGGAACGUGAUACUCAUCGAAAACUCAAGCUUAGGACAGUAGCACUAUGAAAUAUUUGUAUAGUAAAUUAUUUACCGGUUUUUUAUAGCUUGUAUAUAUUGACAGAACCACCAAAUUGUUGAUGAAUUUCUUUUUCGGUUUUGAUUAUCAUGCAUACCUGUACUAUUAGCAUAUUUUUUAUUUUUAUUUUUUAUUACUUUGGUGAAAACAUGAAGAAUAUCUUCUUCAGAAUAAUUCCUGUUGUUGUUGAUAUUGUUAAAUUUGCUAUGAAAAACAGCAUUAAAGUCUUUUUGGUUCAUAAUAAAACUUUGCCAGGCUUCAGUGUCAUAAAGAGCUGUGUUGAAAGUUUUUCAUGUAAAGCACAUUUUUUUAUGUUUUUUCUUGAGUGUCUGUUGAUGAUAAAAGGAAGAUUUUGAUACAGGUAUUUGAUUGUAGAUGCGAUUUUGAAGUUUAAGGAAUUUAUGGUUUAUGCUUUUAAAUGAAAGCUGAAGUCACACACUGCUGUGCAUAGGAAGAACACCAUAUGGACAAUCAGAUGUUGUCAAAAUUCCCCUCAAUAUAAUAUUUAUUUUAUAGGAAAGUUGUGAACAUGUAAAGGUCGAUUUUUCCCGCAAGGAGAAAAGCUGCCCCAUGGAACCGUGUGGUAUCGAAGGGAUACAGAUGAGAAAAAAAGAACGACCGGCUUUAAUGGAAAGGAAAGGUGCAAAUGGCCCAGCCUCCACUCUGGAUGCACACGCUAAUGAACUACAAGAACAAAAGAGAAGAUAAAACGAUAAUACAGCCCUGAUAGAAACUUACAUCUUGGAAGCAGACAAGCUUUGACAUCUUUAAGAAUGCGAAUGACUGAUGGCCAAACUUGUAUUACUGAGUUCCUCCUCCAGGGCGCUCCAGGCGGAGCAAACCGGAAAUAGCAAGUUUCAAAAACUUGGCAGGAGGGCUAUUGACUGUCAUAAAUAUUUUUCCCCGGAAUUUUCAGAUAAUUUAGUCUAAAUCGCGAGUAAAAUCUGCAACAAAUUUGAUGAAAAAUAUUGACAAGUUUUCCUGAAAGUUUUAUUAAUUAAAUUUGGCAACGUCUGAAGACCUAUAUGGCAUUCUUCCUCAGCAUUACAGCAUUUGAGCAAAGCUUUCUCUAUUUGUUUAUAUUUUUAUUUUUAUUCUUCAUUUAGAGCUGAUACCUUUCAUUGAGAAGAACUUCAUCUGAACGCGGUGUGCUUAGGAUUCCUUUCAUUUUUAAUUUUUGUAAAUAUUUUCCAUCAAGGUUCUCCUAUAUUUUUUUCAUAUUCUUUGAGCUUUUGUCAGUAUGUAUUUGAAUAUUUGAUCCUUAUUCAUCAAGUUUGCUUUCAGCUUUCUUCAACUCAUGCUGUGCAUGGUAUAGUGAGUAAAACGGAUGCUUGUGUCUGUGUUUACGUAGCACUGUACAAAUUUACUAUUUAUUUGAACCUGUAUUAUUUUAUUGUGCCUUUCAAUUAAAAGGACUCAGUUCUAUCACUGAAAAAGAAGUCAACACGGAAGUAGAUGGGCGUGGAUAUAAAAAGUAUAUUCAGCGGAAAAUACAGUGAAAACUUGUUUCCACUUUUUCUUUUCUUUUUUCCCCUUUUUUUAAAAACACUUUUUGGGAUUUUAUUUGACUUUAUGAUUCAGUAGUUUCGUCAUUGAUAGUAGGAAUUAUUUGUUCAAGUGUCUUUGCCUAAAUUAUUAAAUAAUUACUUGAAGCUAAGACUGAAAUUGUAGAAGCUAAGAAUGAUCGGUUCAAACCAAGCAAUCAGUUACAGGCACGAUGAAUUGCAAUCUGUAUUAUAAACUUUUCUCUUACUUCCUUAGCAAUUGUAAAAAAUAACACUCAUCGAGUGCAAAGUAAUCUGAAAAGCACUGAUUCAGAAAAUUGUUCGAGUUUUGGUGAUUUUGUGGAUUCAGAUUCGACCAGCAAGGUGCAUAAAGUAUUGUUUUGGAUUAUUAUUAAUUGUUGUUGUUGAUGUUUUCAUUGUUAUUGCUUGAAGUGUGUAGAAUCAAAACUAGCUCAAUUCAUGGCGAAGUUUUAGUAUGUGCUCUAACAUUUUAUUCUUUUGUGGGAUUACAUGGCAGGGACAUUCUUUGAUUUUUUUUUGGGUCAGUGUUCUCUAAAGUGAGCAAGAAAUUUUUGGGAACAAGAUUGUCCUCAUAUCAAGGGGCCAGUGGCAUUCAUAUUAUUAUUAAUUCAUUUUCUAAAAGUAUAGAGUGAACUAAGUUUUCCAGGAAUUUGUUUAGAUUUUUUUAAACCCUAACUGGCAAAGAAACCCAGUUUUGAAAACGCCAAAAAUGGGACCCUUCAAGGCUUGGCUUGCUACGUCAACUUGGCUGCUGGCUUUUGAUUGGUCGGAUUUUAAUUAGCUUUUUCUUCUCUUAAAAAUGAUUUUUGAACAUUUUCAUGAACUAUUUGGUUUUUUCCUGAAAUUUUAUCCAUGGAAAACUAUACUGCAACCCUGCACAAAUUCUUUGUUCCUGCUCUGUCAAAUAACAUUAAAUUAGCUCACACCAAAAUCUUUAUGUGGACUUAGCUAGUUUUUUUUGCAUGCUUCAUUUUUAGCUUUUACUCUUACCCCUUCUGUUUUUACUUUUAUAGUGCCAGUAUCAUGGUUUUUAGCAUAUUUAGAAUCUUGUGUGUCCAGAAUAUAAUUGGAUACAACCAUGGAAAGAAGUCUCUGUUUGCCCCUGCAUGUAAAAUUCAGUUUCUCUCUUAUUGAAUGUGUCCUAAUUUCGCCUGCUCUUUUCGAGUUGAAGGCUUUCUUUUCCCCUUAAUUUUCAGUUUUCAGAUUGUCAGUAAAUACCUAGAAGAGUCAUAUUUUUAGACUCAUUAAAAAAAAUCACGUUUCUCCUGGAUUUUAAAAUGUCGUUUUUGAUGAUUUGUAUUUAUUGAGUUACAUUAAUUUCAAUUUUUAUUGAACGAAGUAAUUAUUUUUUCUAAACAUGGACUCAAGUUUGAGAUACAUUUCUGUUAUGUGUUUAAUUGUUUUAUGUGCAACCAGCCUUAUUGAUUUUUAUCAUUUUUAGGCAUUAAUUUUGCCUAGUAAACUUUUUACCAUUAAGACUAAGGUCCCUUUAGGGCGGUAUAUUGUACUUUCCUCAUUAAAAAUAUCUCUCUUCAUUCACCCUGCCAUCACAAAGCUCUCAUUGCACAGUCAGUUUUUCCCUACAGAUAAGGUCAAGUGCAUGUGUCAUUUUUCCAUUAUUCCAUUAAUGGGCUACUACACUAGGUUGAAAAGCACUAAGCACAAAACGAAUUGCUUAUCAACAUUUGAUGUAGAAUAAGGUGAACAUCAUUUUAGCUCAUAAGAGGAAGUAUCGUUCUUUGAAUUUGUAAAUUCAAACUUUGCCUUUACCCAAAAAUCUAAGUUUUCAUAAAUGAAAUCCAUCAUUGAAUUCAUUUUAGUAUGCUUUAUAACACAGUAGGACUUAGUGUGCUACAUCAUUUAAGAAUACUGUAAAUCAGAUGAGUAAGAUUUUUUUUUUUAAACCCAGCUGUAAUUAUCUCCCCAAGUUCAUUCUUUGUGACCAAUCUGACCUAUGUCAAUUUUGGUUUUCUUAGUGAGUGAAAGUUUUUAAUGUAUUUUUCCACAAUGAACAUAGGUUGUGCAGCUGUGCAAAAUGUCUGAUCUUGAAUUAAUUCUUUGAAGGCCUUGUAAAGUGCUUGGAUUUUACUCUUUACUAAUUUUCAGCGAUAAAUACUCGCUGUAUGUGCAGAGUUAAUAAUAAUACAAGGAAGCAGAAGAAGAAAAAAAUCGUACAAAAUCCUCAAAAUUCAAAAUCAGGAUCCUGGGAGAAAACCAUGGGUUGAGAAAACAAUUACAGUAAAGGUCUAGAAAAAUGCAUGAUCUUUUAUUCUUGUGGCUGGACCAACUACGUCAAACAAUAACUCCUAAUAUCUUAUCUGCUAUUAGAUUUGAUUUCGGAAAUUAAGGAGGUUUUCCAGAAAGAGGACCUACUGUACGUAGGUGAGUUCAUUACUCUUAAUGUAUUUGUGCCGCUUUUUCCAUUAACAGUUGCUCAUAGAAACAAGAACUCGGAUUAUUGUAGAACCUUCUUCUCCAAGAGCUCAACAAUCUCAUGGUGUUCAAUAUGUUUACAUUGACCUUUUAAUGAAGAAAAAUGUCUUUAAACACUUUAAUGCCUACUGUAGCAAAUUGUCCCGUAUUUAACGCAAGGAGCAUCUAAAAAUAUCCAGGCUGGUUGCGUAUUGAAUGGUUUACCACCAUUAUGUAUUAAAGUAUUGCCAUUAUGCAGUUCACUUGGAUGACCAAGAAGCAAUUAAUUCUAUUGUUAUUUAAUGCACACCAAGAAUCGGAGAGAUAUUCCAUAAAAGUAUGUCAAGACUGCUGCUGCAAGAACUGAUGCAAACUUUAACAAUUAUUACACUGAGCAUACCCGUAAAAUCUGCAAGAGCUGUUUUCACAGUCAUUCCUUAAUUGCCCUCUUUCUUCAGGUUAAAAUUUAUCAAACAGCAGCCCAUGACAAUGGUGAUAUCAAAAACAUAGGAGGAAAAACGGGAAACAAGGCUUAAAAAUUCCAAAUCAAAAACCCGAUAUGUUUCAGCCCAAAACUGAGCCAUUUUCAGUCGGAAGAAUAAAAAUAAAGUAUAAAAAUGCCAAAUAGAAACCUGAAGACUACAUGAUGGCUGAGAAAAUCAAAACAAAGCUGAAGAGCGACUGAAAAUGGCUCAGUUUUGGCCAAAACGUCUUGGAUUUUUUAUGUGUAAUUUUUAGCCUUGUUUCCUGUUUUUUCUCCUAUGUUUUUGAUACCUCUUUCUUUAGGGGGCCCCAUAUAGUUUUAAUCACGACUAUGGGACGCUCAAGGAGGCCGAGAAUAAAGCAUCGUAAAAUGGACAAUUUUUCCAAACCUGGAGCCGAAUUCAAGAGUAUAAUUUUGGUAUAAUAAAUCCUCAACAAUUAUUAGAAUGAUUCGUUAUCUUAGCUGAAUGUUGGCAUUCAGCUCACAGGGCUCCCCAUACUUCUAAGUAAUAUCUCUCUCAAUUAUCUUCUUACAGUGGCAACACAUUCACUGAAUGGUAGGAGAUUGUAAAUAAACUUUCAGGGCACAAAUAUCUUUUUAGUUCGCCUUUGAUUUGUCAAGUCAGUUAUUCAUAGUAAAAUAAAGCUGCUUAUAGGGCAGGAGAAGCAAAUAUUAUUGCUGCUCUUCUAGUAUCUUAUCACAGAAUCCAUUAAUGCCAUCCACAAUUUUAAGUAAUUUGUAAAGAAAGUGCCUGUGGAUCAUGUUAGAAAUACUAAGUUCAUGAGUCUUGUAUCGGAUCAUUUACUUUAGGAAAUGUGCGAAUGAGAAAAGAUGUCCUAUUUUUAAAGACUUUCAUUGCAUUCCUUUUGUUAAAAUUUGUUCAAAAUGUUUAGUAGUUCAAUAUUAUAAUGUUGUAUUUUCCCAACAACAGUCCUGUCCUCUUUUCAAUAUUUCUAUGUCACUGCAAUGAAAAUUACUCACCUGAAUGGUAGUAGUCACUUUUUAAUGGUUAAGGAAAAUUACUAUCGCAUGUAUACUUCAACCAUGAAAUACGUGAACUGAUUUAAGCGGAGUGACUUGACUAUCUAAGGCGUUGCCUGAUUUUUUCUCAUGUUUUAUAUUUUGGCACAGAACUUAACUACUUAUUGCCUUUAAACAUUCUAUGAAUUUACUCUAGAGUUUAAAGGUUGUAAAGCAGUACCCCAAUUCUCCAAAGCCACAGUUAUCGAACGUAAAAAAUAAUCCAAGUUUUUGGUCAGAAACAAGUUAGCGGACACCAUGAAAUCGAUUUUUUUGGCCACAGUGGAAUACAAGUGUGGUUUCUCGUUUUUUUCCCUCUAGUAACUUACCGUGUUUUACAAAUUCGAUCAAAAAUCAAUUUGUGCUUUUUGGUUACAAACAGAGCCUGAAACGUCAUUUUUUAAUUUUUUUUAGAUGGUGGUGCUUAUCUAAUGCUGUCCUCCCCACAAAUAGUCGGAUAAUUGGAGAGUUACUGUUCUCUUUAUUUUAAGUUUCCGCGUUGCUUGGUUUUCUGUUUCAAAAGUAACACAUCACAAAAAUUAGGCAACGUCUGUUGUAGUAAGGCUGAUUCCACUUAAAUCCAUCCAAUGGAUUACAUUUUGUAUUUAGGAACCAAAAUUUCUGGCUCAUCCGUAAAAACUCUUACGAGCAUGGGGGAACUAAUGGUACGUACGUUGUUUUUAAACUAAGCCAGAAUUUGUAGUUCCCAAUUGCAAGAUGUAGUCCACUUUGUCAACUUUAAACACCGAGUCUGCAAGAUUAAAUUUCUUGGUUGGUGUUAUCAAUGGUUUCCUCCAUUGAGUUCAAUAACCACUGCUUGGAAGAUGUUAUUAUGCUUUCAUACUUCUACAUUACUCCGAACACACCAAUUUUUACAAAACUUUCUCCUCCACUCUUUGCUUGGUUACACAAAAGAUUUUCCACAUGCAUGUCACCCAUGAUUUAGUUGUCUAUAAAAAAUGCAUAUUUAGACUAGAUCAAAAGGAAACUUAAGUCUUAUUUAAAAUCAAUUCUCAUUACCAAUCAUUUUGAGCAUCAUUAGUUUCAAGUCACCAGGUUGAAUUAUCAUUCGACCUGUUUUUGAGAUCAUUGCGCAAGGUCUUUUCGAAAUGUUCAUCUUCUGUUGUUUUAGAAAUAGAGCAAGUACGCUCUAACAUAUUUGUCAGGCAGAGCUUUUAUAAGACUUUUACAGUGCCUCAUUUUCUUAAAUUUUUUCAUAAGUUAAUAUACUACAUCUUUUUUUUCUAAAAUGUUCAGUUUCUUAAUCUAAUGUAGAUGAAACUUUUCCUUCCCCUGAGCUGCGUUUUAAUGCUAAUUUUCUAAAAAGCUUAAAUCAUAUUAUGUUUUCAUGAUUCAAAUUAGUGUUGGAAAUACGAAUUUUUGACACUGAUACAAACAUGUAUACAUUCUCUUUUUUAAAACAGCAUCAGCCUCACUACCUUUUUUAUUAAGGCUCUCAAAAACUAUCAUUCAAGAAAUUGAAAUAAUUCUCGGUAAUCCUCUUGUACAAUAAUUUCCAAGUAACUUUGUACUUUUAGUUCAUAAUGGAUGGAGUUUUUUUUCACUUUUUUUUCAUUUCAACGACAUAUUUUUUAUGAUUUAUUUAUCUUCCAUUUCAACUGGCAUAUUUACAGAUAUUAGUGUAAUAUAGACCUGGAGGAUUUUAUGAGUGGUUGUUACGUGCUUUUUGUUUCUGUUCAAUUACUUUUUUAAUGAAACCAUUAAUUUUUCAACUCUGCAAUAGCUCUAUCCAAGUUCUAGGUGUGGUCCAAUUAGACUCUCAAAACAAAUAAAAUUUUAAUGGCUAACAGCUAUGGUGGUUGUGCUUAUUCCAUUGUAUUUUUUAAAGUACAGUAAUUAAAGUGCACCAUCUUAGGAAUUUCUUCUUUUUUACUUUAUCGGUUUAUGCUUUUGGGUGAUUUGUAAACCAAUUCUUAUGAACAUUCCAUUAUUCAUAGAUUUUUAAAAAUAAAAAUUUGGUCUCAUGCUGUCCUUUACUACACCUACAGUAGCCAUUACAAUAUGCUAUCAAGAACAAUAUUUCGAAAAUGCCUCUUAAGUCAAACACUGUUGCAUUAUUUUCCAGCACAACAAAAAAAAUAUCACCAGAGAAAAUUCAUUUUUUGUUUGGCAUAAUAAUUGCAAAAUUUGUUUGACAGGUGUAACAUUCCUAUUUUGUUCAAAUGCGAUCAAAGAUUAUAGUGGACAGAGUUUUAUUAAUUGGAUUUUUUUUUGCAAUUCAACAACUCUGUCAUAAAAUUUUUCAUGCAACAAUUUAAAUGUGUCAGAUCUCAGGAUUGUCGCCAAAAUUAUUAUGAGAGGUCCUCAGCUCAAUCUUCUUGAAUGACGUCUCAUUAGUUGUGAAUAAGCAGCUGACUCAUUUAUCGAUUUGUUUGUAUCAUAUUCCGACCCUUUUGUCAGAUCAAUAAUGUCCCAUUAAUGUGUGUGCAAGGAGGAGAAUUUCAUACAUUAAGAGCUGUUCUUUACUAAAAUAAGUUGUUUAAGCUCGCUAUUUCACAAGAAUUUUAGAUUCGUAUUAAUACACGCACGAUUCAAUUGCAACACAUAAUUAUGACUCUGGAACCAAGAGAACACUAAUCUCAUUCACCUAGCGACAUCGCAAAUUUAAUGUUAUGUUAGAUUUCAUGUUUAUGGAGCUGAUUAUUGUUACCUCUAGAAAAUUUUCUUUCUUUGUCAUUCUCUUAACAUUUUCUUGAAAAAUAUUGCUGGGUUUCUUAGAACAAAAAGAAGAACAAUUUGAGUCGACACUGCAAUUAAGAUUAAAGUGUUUUUGUUUCACUGUGGAUUAAUUGAAUAUUUCAGUUGAUUUUCUCAUACUUUUUGUGGCAAUGGGUCAGUUGUGUAGUCACAGCAUCGUGUUCUGAUAGUUUAAGCUCAUAGUUUAACAAAUAUCAAUCAAAUCUGCUUAAAAACCAAAUUUCGAUUUUCAACAUUGGCGGAGAUAUUGUCCAUCCAAAAACUUGGUGCAUGAUAUCAUCCACCUCAGCAGUGCAUACUGUUGUUUCUUCCAUCUUGAUUUCAUCCGUGUUCUUUGUCAGCAACUAGUGCGAAUGUGUAAAUUACUGAUUGACAAAACCAAGGUGGCAGAAGCAUGCUAUGCAUAACCAUGGUUGAUGACGUCGUACGUUUUUUGAUAAGAAAUAUCUCCGUUUAUAUUUGACAUAGAAAGUUGGCAUUGGAACAGAUCCCACCAUUUUUCAUUAAUCUACAAGCUUAAUCCAUCAAAAUACGACUUUAUGACUGGUACAACUGACCCAUUAAAUGUUUUAUUUCGUGCCAUUCAUUUUCAGUUUAAUUUUUAAGAUGCUUGCAGGUAAGGAAAUCAUGUACGUAGAACACAUUUUGCAAAAAUAAGGUAUUCUAUCUUCUCAAGUUCACGUAUGAACGGCUUAUUUCAUCAAGGAUGUAAAUGCAGUGAGAUUUUUGUCUUCAAUUAAAUACAGUUUUCCUUCAGAGACAGAGUAUUUCAAUGUAUUUUUCAAAUACAUCUGAAAUACAACCUUUCAAAUCAAAUGAGAUUCAGGAGACUACUUAAAAUUGAAUUUAUCCGAUUAGGUUCGACACUAAGUAGAUGAAUGCUGAAACCUAAAUAAUACUUGUAGAAAGAUUCUACUGAGACAAGAUUCUGCUACUUAAAAACCAGCGUUGUUUUGAACAUUCUUUUCUUACAUUAGUGAUCAGCUUUUGCUUUCCUUAACUAUGUUCUGUUCUCAUUAAAUUAAUAUUUAUACGUAUAUUCUUUAUUACUUUUUCUUUUUUGAGAAGUUAACUUUUUCUAAGUCAUAUCCUAGUUUCUAAGGUACAAUUAUUGCAUAGUUCUCUGUAUGCCAUAAAGUUUUUAGUUUUCUGUUUGCGUAGCUAUUUCUUGUGUUACUUCAUUCAAGUAUGAUCUACGAUAAUCGAAAAAAGAAUGCUACCUUAUUCUAUAAUUAGUUUAAAUUAUUUGAUUUGGUCAAUGUAUUAUACUGAAAAUGUUGAUUGUUAUACUUAUGAUUGUAAUAAAACAUUGAAAAGAAA
Bemisia tabaci is the source of this 16320-nucleotide messenger RNA. It is a transcript of the gene Usp32, whose product is annotated as Ubiquitin specific protease 32. The record is from RefSeq and is a predicted model, not a curated record. Gene Ontology annotation, molecular function: cysteine-type deubiquitinase activity; calcium ion binding. Gene Ontology annotation, biological process: protein deubiquitination. NCBI's taxonomy places the organism in Eukaryota, Metazoa, Arthropoda, Insecta, Hemiptera, Aleyrodidae. Gene Ontology annotation, cellular component: Golgi apparatus.